This is a messenger RNA of Plodia interpunctella (Indianmeal moth), 5731 nucleotides long. RefSeq lists its product as uncharacterized. The transcript has 17 exons. Gene Ontology annotation, molecular function: cGMP binding; intracellularly cAMP-activated cation channel activity; protein-containing complex binding. Gene Ontology annotation, biological process: monoatomic cation transmembrane transport. The coding region runs from base 480 to 2846 and encodes 788 amino acids. Gene Ontology annotation, cellular component: intracellular cyclic nucleotide activated cation channel complex; plasma membrane. NCBI's taxonomy places the organism in Eukaryota, Metazoa, Arthropoda, Insecta, Lepidoptera, Pyralidae. The record is from RefSeq and is a predicted model, not a curated record.
GAGGCUGCGUCGCAACGCGCGCGCGCGUACCCGGCCGCUUCGUCAUUGCGACGGAGGCUGUCGUGUGUCGGCGCUGGCCCGUGCGAGCGCUCGUCCCGCACCGCACCGCAUCGCGCUGUGUCACCUGAGCCGCGUCCCGCCGCGCCGCGUACACGCCCUCGUGCUAGGCUGUGCUGAUCCUCUCUCAUUACCCGCUAAACGCUUCUGCCGGUGUCCUCGCGGUUCGCGCAGUGCUUGUGCCGCUAGUCGGUAGCUCAGUGACCACGUUCCCCGGGACCGGCGAUUGUGGCGCGAUGUAAAGAAGUUGCGACCGUGAAUCCAUGUGUAAGUGGGCGCAGGGCGGUGAGCGGAGGCGCGCGCGGCGGAGAUGGCCGCGCCGACCAGCUGAUAGCAUGCGGGCGGCGGCGCGCCGGCCCGCCCCGACCUAGCCGAACGCACCACGACCGCCUCAUACACGGGAAUCGGUGACAGCACUGGAGAUGGCUCAGCCGAGGACCAAAUAUUUUGCUCGCAGUGUCGAUGCCCUAUCUAUGGGCGCGCUGGAGGGGGGCGCGUUGGGCGGCGGCGGCGGCGGUGCGCUGAGCGCGCUGCGUACGGCCGGCUCGCCGCCCGCGCCCAGCCUCGGCGCCAGCCGGCACAGCCUCAUUGAAAUGAUGACGUGUCGACUGGGCUCGCGGCGGCUGGGAGGCUCCCGGGGCUCCUUGCAGACCGGGCCCGGGUGCACCGCCGCCAGCGAGCUGGACCUCUCCACGCGCUCGAGACGCGCGCACAAGGCCAGAUUAAAAUUGCUGGGCGCUAGCGAGGCGCCGCUGCUGAGCGGAUGGCGCAGCACGCCGCACACGCCGCACGCGCCCGCCACUCCUGCGCCGCACCACUCACACAACCACCUCGCACCAUCCCACUGCAACGGCACUGAUAGUGGCAGUCGAGCCCUCCGCCGUCGAUCGACGUACGCGAGCGGCCGGCUGCGCUCCGGGCCACACUGGUCCUUUGUCUUCGACCCCGCCGGUCGCCUUUGCUACUACUGGUCCAUGGUCGUCUCCCUAGCCUUCCUUUAUAACCUUUGGGUUAUCGUUUAUAGGUUCGCCUUUUCAGAAAUUAAUGGCGAGACGUUAAUAGUAUGGUUCUGCCUAGAUUACUUCUCGGAUUUCCUCUACCUGGCCGACAUCCUCUUCCACUUCAGAACAGGCUACCUCGAGGACGGCGUGCUCCAAACAGACGCGGCGAAACUCAGAGCACACUACAUGAACUCCACCACUUUCUACAUAGACUGCCUCUGCCUCCUACCGCUGGACUUUCUAUACCUCUCUAUAGGAUUCAACUCCAUCCUGCGCUCGUUUCGCCUCGUCAAAAUCUAUCGCUUCUGGGCUUUCAUGGACCGCACGGAGCGACACACGAACUAUCCAAACUUGUUUAGAUCGACCAGUUUAAUUCAUUAUUUACUAGUGAUAUUUCAUUGGAACGGGUGCUUGUACCAUAUAAUAUAUAAAAACAAUGGGUUCGGUAGUAAGAAUUGGGUGUAUCAUGACACUGAGACUGCGGAUGUAGUGAAACAGUAUUUGCAGAGUUACUAUUGGUGCACGUUGGCGCUCACGACCAUAGGUGACCUGCCGCGGCCGCGCAGUAAAGGGGAGUACGUGUUUGUGAUUGCGCAGCUUCUGUUUGGGCUGCUCAUGUUCGCGACCGUGCUCGGCCACGUCGCCAAUAUCGUUACCUCAGUCAGCACGGCCAGGAAAGAAUUCCAAGCUAAGCUGGACGGAGUGAAGACUUACAUGCGUAUGCGACGGGUUCCGAACCACUUGCAAGUUAAGGUGAUCAAGUGGUUUGAUUACCUGUGGCUCACGCAGAAGUGCUCCGAUGAGGAGAAGGCGGUCUCCUGUCUACCUGACAAGCUGAAAGCUGAGAUUGCUAUCAAUGUACAUCUAGACACGCUAAAAAGGGUGGAAAUCUUUCAAAAUACCGAGGCGGGAUUUCUUUGCGAGUUGGUGUUGCGGCUGAGACCAGUAUUAUUUUCGCCCGGGGACUACAUUUGUAGGAAGGGUGAAGUCGGGAAGGAGAUGUACAUAGUAAAUCGCGGGAAACUACAGGUGGUAGGCGACAACGGGAAGACUGUGUUAGCCACACUCAAGGCGGGUUCUUAUUUUGGAGAAAUUUCCAUUCUGAACAUGGGCACGGCAGGUAAACAACUUGAAGUAGAGCUACACGGAAACCGGCGGACAGCAUCGGUGCGGUCCGUCGGGUACUCGGAUCUGUUCGUGCUGAGCAAGAAGGACAUGUGGGACGUGCUGAAGGAGUACCCCGCGGCCAGGGUCCGCCUGGAAGCCAUCGCCGUCAAAAGACUCGAGAAAUAUAAAAAAGCGCCGCUUGAGAAAGUGGCCAUGGGUCGCUGCCAGUCGACGCCCGGGCUCGUGGAGACGAGCGGGCGCAUACCUAUAGAGGACAUGCAGCUCCAACCAGCGUCGGUCAUUCCGAUGCACCCCUCACACCCGCCUUCCUACCGGGACCAGCUUUAUAGUUCGUCAGUAAGCCCUCUUCGUGUAGCAUCUCCAGUAGCGUCUCUCGCGUCGAGCGCGCGCAGCAGCGCGGCCGGCGGCGGCAGUAUAGCGGCCGUUAGCAUUCCCCCGCGUGUGAUGCUCGAAUCGCACGACGCCUUGGAGUGCGAGAUCAAGCGGCUGCGUGAGCGCCUGUACACGGUGGAAACCGAGAACGCCGCCAUGUCAGCCAAGCUGAGCCAGCAGCAAUGGGAGGUCGACCAGAGGCUGCAAGAGAUAGAGAUGCAGAUCUGCGGCGGCAGCUCGGUCAGCUCGCAGGAGGAUAACGAGCGGAACCGCGAGAGCAUCAUUUAACGGCGCGCCUCGCCCCCGCAGCCUCCCGCCGCGCGCCACCUCGCGCUGCCCUGCGCCAUCCUGCGCUGCCCUCCCCCCACCGUCUACUGAACCCUCAGCACCCUAGUGCUAUCUUACUCUAGUGACGUGUGAACCAAUGUACGAUCUGACAUGUGUUUUUACGUGGAAUAUUAUUAUGGUAUAUUAAUACGAAUUAACUUUAUCAAAUUUAUAUAUACGUAGUAUAUACGACUCGCUAGUAUUUGACGAGUGCCGUGGAGUGAGAUUUUGCCGAGACAAUAUUAUCUUAAAUUUAAUCGUUUAGAUACAUCGAGGCGUGUGAUGUGGAGUGAGUGAGAGCUUGGCGGGAGUGUCGCUCAGCGUUCAGUUCGCCCGCGGGCCGUUUGGUUCUUAGCGACUGUAUGUUGUAUACCUCGUGUCUAUGUUACUAUUUUUUGUGAAUAAGACAAGUUUAUGCGGGAUUCGAGCUCAUGUUUAUUUUUAAAGUUCACCUGUUUUGCCAAUUUCCUGUCCGUUCCUGUUUAUUCUCAUGUUUGUGUACAAACGUUAUUUGUCCUUUAUCUUAUAAUAACAAUCUAAAACUAUGUGCCAAGUACGUGGUUAAUAUGAAUGUGUUAUGGUAUAAGAUUUUUGUGUUAACUGAUAAUAAAGAAGUGGAUAUAUCCUUAUCCAUAAAAUUUGAGCUUUAAUUAUAAUAAAAUCCCGGAAGACUUGAUCACAUUUUGAUAUUACGUUAUAAUUUUCUUCAGUUAAUACACUAUAAAACAGUUUAGAGAUAGUUCUUUCUUCGUCAAUAAAUUUGGUAUAUUAUAAUCUAUGUAUAUUCGAGAAAUUCCGAAGCAGUUAUGCCCGAUGUAAUAAAAUAAAUCGACCAUAGUAUGUUGUAAUUUGUUAAAUGAAAUGAAUUAUUAUUACCUAUGUAUUAAGAGUAGUUUAAACUGCGUUGUCAGUUUUGGUAAUUUAAAAUCACUACUGCCAAAUAAGAUUUAAGUAAGUAACAAAAUGUUUUGAUGUAAGGAUACCCAAGUAACAAAACAAUCUUUUGUACUUUAUAUCCUUUCCUAAUGAUUAUUUACGAGUUGCGUACUGUUCAUGUGUCUACAUAAGUGAAUUUUAUUGUUAAAGCUUGGAAUCUAAUUUCAUUAGACCUCGUUUCGUGCUCACGAUUAUUCAAGACAAAGUCAAAAGUACCAAAACGUGAAUAAAAGUAAGUUUAACUCAGUGUUAAGUAAAUUGUAAAUACUUAUUCUAAUAUCUACGGUACGUGUUUAUAAGCUGUUUUCAUGAUACGACAUUGUGUUGACGCCACGACUUGGGAGAAUGCGAAGCUAUGUGUAGUCGGACUUAUUUUAAAAUAAAACUAAGUAUAUAUCGUUCUCUUGUUAUGUUAAAUUAUAGUGAAUCGAUUUUGAGCGUGUAAGGGCAUUGAGUUUUCUGAGUGGCAAGUUAUGUAUAUUAGAAGAUGAAUACCUAUGUAUUGCUGAACGAUCAUGCAUUGAUUGAAAAUUGGAACUGUUAUGGUUUCUUUUUAAAUUGAGCGAUAAAAAAAUUCGUAAUUUCAAUUCAUUUUUCAUUAAAGUUUCAAUAGUAUUUUUAAGUCACUUUUAAAAGUGUCAGUGUAGCCAGCGAUGUCGCGACAGAGCGUAGACUCCGCCGUUUGCGAUGACGUCAUUAUUGCCGCUGUGCUCGAAUAACUUUGUAUACAUUUGCAUAAUACAAUCAAAAUGCAUAAUCUGUCUCUCAGUCACUCGUUUCGAAAGCCCACUUUUAUGUACCUACGCUCUUAAUCGAUACUCUGUUUUCGCGCUAUAGUUGGCAAAAAUCGUCACGUUUAAUGCUAAUGUUCCAUAGUAAUUCGGUUCCUCUAAGAAUCAGUUUGCAUAUUUCAUCUCCUAACGCCCGAAAUAAUAGAUAGGCGAUAAAAUUUUUAACUGUAAAUAAAAUAUUUAUUUAUUGUUAUAUAUUCCAUAAAUUUUUCUUCUUACAUAUUUCUCGAUUAUAAAAUGGUAAGAGAGAUGCAUUAUGCAAUUAUAUUAACGAAAUGCAAGUGCUUUUUAUCAUACUAUAUAGGACAAUGCCGGAAGUUAUGUAGGGCGGGCUGUGGGUACUCAAGAAUUGUAAAAGAUUCGAUAAAAUUUAAAUAAAAAAAGUCUUAUUUAUUUACACUUUGUGCCCGCUAACAAUACAGUCAACCAGUCCUGAAUGUGUAACAAUAGAACGGGAUUACUUUAGGAAUGGAUCAAUUUCGAAUUUAGAACAAUUUAUAUCGGCGCUAAUGGACGCUAUAACAGCUUUCGCGCAUUUAACCGCACCCGUUUUGCCAGGCACGGAUUAAAGUUUUAGAGGUCCAUCUAACAUGUUGAAAAUGUUUAAACUGACAUUAUCUUAUUUUUCUUAAAUAUAUUAUAAAUAUCAUCAUAUUUUUUACAACAUACCUAUAUGUUAUAAUUAUGUGUAUAUCUAUGAAAAAGAAACAUUACAUUUUAUCAUUUUAUUUGUGCAUUGCCCUAUCCAUUAUUAUUACGAGUUAUUUUUCAUUUAAUACAUUAAAAUCUUCGACUUCGAAAACAGUAUAUUCGUAUGUACACUGUACACAGAGUAAGCUUAUUCUAUUUUAGGAUGACAAAACAUUAUAUAUUUUAUUGUAUGAUUUGACUAUAGCAUUUGAUUCAGCUCUACCCUAGGCCCACCCGAACAUAUGAAAGCAACCUAUUCCUUUUGUAUAAAUAUACACAUUAAUUUAUAAAUAUAUCAAACGUUUCAACGAAAGGUGAGGUUGGAUCGUGGUUGGUUAGUGUCAGUACCCGGCUUGUGCAUCUUAAAUUGGAGAUUCAAUUAUGUAUCGCACACGAUUCAUUUCAUUGUUAAUAAAAAGAUUAUAAUAA